GCUCGUUUACUUCUACUAAUGGAAAGAUGGAAAACUUCAAGAACACCAGUGAAGAUCCGAUGAUUCGGAAGAGGUUCUCCGAAAACAUUAUGGACAUUUUGCGACCGCUGUCGGAAGCGGAAAUGCCAAAGCUGGACUGGGAGGACGCUGCGUCCGAGUACAGUACACUCUCGGAGCCGUUCUCCGACCUGGAUGAGUCCUACAUUCUAUUGGACCAACGGAAGAAGAAACCGGGAGAUGACGAAGGGGACGAGAUGCUGCUGAAUCAAUUUACGCCGGAAUUUCGGCGGGUCUACGACGAGAUGAUAGUUGCCAGGCAGGAGGGAAGGGAGGAAAGUGAACCGGAUUUUUUGACGGACGAAGGGGAGAGAGAUCCGGGACCGGAACAGGCACUGCUUCUGGACGAUCCGGGACAAUUUAGUCCGAAGUUUCAAGAGUUUAUCGAGGAUCUGUUGAAGAAGUGCGAACUUAACUCUCAUUUGGAGGAGAAGAAGAAGAGGGACGCUCAGAAGAAAAAGGAACGCCGCGUCCGGCGAGGCACCUCAAGCGAAUCUUUCGGCAUUCCGGACACGGACAGCCUGUCCGGCGUAUGGCGCAUGUUGGAUGCCGUCUCCGUUGACAACGGGUUCCCCAUAUCGCACAACUACUACAACCUGUACGACGAUCGGCGCUUCGAGUGGCUCACCCGCGACGAGGUCCCGUGGGAUGAAAUCGAAGCCUCGAAGAAAAAGUGCGAACAGUGGCUGAAAAUGAGCCCUUCCAAACCGGACACUACCAAGUAGAAGCAUUAUAAAUUAUAAUAAGCGAAAAAGGAAACUUGUAAGGAAUAUUGGACACAACAAC
Messenger RNA from Ochlerotatus camptorhynchus, 843 nucleotides. RefSeq lists its product as uncharacterized. The record is from RefSeq and is a predicted model, not a curated record. NCBI's taxonomy places the organism in Eukaryota, Metazoa, Arthropoda, Insecta, Diptera, Culicidae. The coding region runs from base 27 to 782 and encodes 251 amino acids. The transcript is spliced from 3 exons.